Lutra lutra (Eurasian river otter) is the source of this 2571-nucleotide messenger RNA. It is a transcript of the gene ENPP4, whose product is annotated as ectonucleotide pyrophosphatase/phosphodiesterase 4. Lineage: Eukaryota; Metazoa; Chordata; Mammalia; Carnivora; Mustelidae. The coding region runs from base 191 to 1552 and encodes 453 amino acids. The record is from RefSeq and is a predicted model, not a curated record. The transcript has 4 exons.
GGAGGUUGGGGCUGUUACCCGCGGCGGGGGGCGCCCGCUAUUGCGCAGGCGCCUCAGGAAGAUCUCCGCCUCGCGCAGAGAUCUGGUCGGCCUCGUCCCCAGGGCCCACGAGCGCGGGGUUCCGCCAGUGCUGAGUUCCGCGCGCCGGCUGCAGCGGGAACCCUGAUUGCUCUCCUUCAACACAUUCAUUAUGAAGUUAUUAGUAAUACUUUUAUUUUCUGGACUUAUAACUGGUUGUGGAGGUAACUCUUCCCGUAGCCUGCCAUCCAAGCUGCUGCUGGUGUCCUUUGAUGGUUUCAGAGCUGACUAUCUAAAGAACUAUGAAUUUCCUCAUCUCCAGAAUUUUAUCAAAGAAGGAGUCCUGGUAGAGCAUGUUAAAAAUGUUUUUAUCACAAAAACAUUUCCAAACCACUACAGCAUUGUGACGGGCUUGUAUGAAGAAAGUCAUGGCAUCGUGGCUAAUUCCAUGUAUGAUGUAAUCACAAAGAAACAUUUUUCUGACUUUGAUGACAAGGAUCCUUUUUGGUGGAAUGAGGCGGUACCUAUUUGGGUGACCAAUCAGCUUCAGGAAAACAGAUCAAGUGCUGCCGCUAUGUGGCCUGGUACUGAUGUACCCAUUCACAAUACCACACCUUCCUAUUUUAUGAAUUAUAGCUCUUCAGUGUCAUUUGAGGAGAGACUAAAUAAUAUUACCAUGUGGCUGAUGAAUUCGAACCCACCAGUUACCUUUGCAACACUCUACUGGGAAGAACCAGAUGCAAGUGGCCACAAAUAUGGACCUGAAGAUAAAGAAAACAUGUACAGAGUGUUGAAAGAAGUAGAUGACCUUAUUGGUGAGCUAGUCCACAAACUCAAGGUGCUAGGAUUGUGGGAAAAUCUCAAUGUGAUCAUUACCAGUGAUCAUGGGAUGACCCAGUGCUCUAAGGACAAACUGAUAAACCUGGAUCUCUGCAUUGAUCGCUCAAGCUACACUCUUGUAGAUCUGACUCCAGUUGCUGCUGUCCUUCCCCAAAUAAAUACAACAGAGGUUUAUAACAAACUGAAAGUCUGUAACCCUCACAUGAAUGUUUAUCUCAAAGAAGACAUUCCUGCCAGAUUUCAUUACCAACAUAAUGAUCGAAUUCAGCCUAUUAUUUUGGUUGCUGAUGAAGGCUGGACAAUUGUAUUAAAUAAAUCAUUACCAAAAUUAGGUGACCAUGGUUAUGACAAUUCUUUGUCGAGUAUGCAUCCGUUUCUAGCUGCCCACGGUCCAGCGUUUCACAAAGGCUACAAACACAGCACAAUUAACAGUGUGGAUAUUUAUCCAAUGAUGUGCCACAUCCUGGGAUUAAAACCACAUCCCAAUAACGGAACCUUUGGUCAUACUAAGUGUUUGUUAGUUGACCAAUGGUGCAUUAAUCUCCCGGAAGCCAUUGGAAUUGUGAUCGGUGCGCUCUUGGUCCUAACCACGCUAACAUGCCUGAUUAUAAUCAUGCAGAAUAGACUGUCUGUACCCCGUCCAUUUUCCCGACUUCAGCUGCAAGAGGAUGACGACGAUCCUUUAAUUGAGUAGCAUGUGCUGGAGUUUAUAGAGUGUCUUUGAUCAGUCACGAUACUGAGGACACACUCAAGAAUGGUAUUCUAACAAUGAAAAAUACACCUUGAGAGACAAAGAACUUAGACCAAGCAUGCUAGAAUUAUUUUGUUUUUCCUUGUGCUUUGUUUUACUGCAUCAGCUAAUACAUAAAACCCUGACCAUAGCAAAAAUUGCUAGUAAAUCAGUAAGUAGUUAACACCAACUAUUUCUCCAACUAGAAACUUUUUGUAAGAAAAAUAAUGCCUCUGCUUUUUUCUUUUGCAAUGAAGAUUUGACACAUUUUUAAAUAAAAAUACAUCAAAAUUUAGUAGGCAUGCUUUUCUAAUAAAUUUUUAUAUUUGUAACUGAAAUAACAGAAAUCUUUAUGCAAUUAGUGGAUUUUGUGUAUCAGGAAGGGAAAGUUUUCUAUAUUUUUAUAUUUAAUAAUUUUAACAGAGUUUGUAUCCCAGGUAAACCUAUGACAUUGGAAGACCUCUGUGAAGGUUAAUAAAAUUGGUUAAGCAGGCAGAACAGAUCUAGCAUAUGAAGAAAUUAUUUUAAGAAAAGCUAUUAUAAGAAAAACAACAAAGACCAUGUGAUACAAAGCUUGAGUCUUUACCAUUGUCUUUGUUAAGAUUCCUAAGCUGUUGAAGCCAGGAAAGAUAUCUUUCGAAGACUGUUGCUAUAAGAAAUUAAGAAAAUGGAAAGAAUUACUUUUCUCUGUCUGUGCUUAAUGCUGUUGUGUAAGUUAUUCUUGUGUGUAUAAGUGUGUUUGCAUGUAUGAAUGUGUAGACUUCCUGUGACUGACCGAAGCGGUCAGAGCAGCUGGUCUGUGGGCUGACUUCCACAUUCCCACGGAACGUGGCUCUCAGCAAAGGGUAUAUUUGCACUUCAUAUUUGUUUACUUUCUUAUGACUCACAAGCUAAAGUCAUAACUUAAGAAAGUUCCUUAGUUUUUGCCACCAUGUUUUACUUUCUCAUGUUGUUUAUUGUAGCCAGAGGUAUCCAAGCGCUGU